This is a messenger RNA of Amoebophrya sp. A120, 2219 nucleotides long. The record is from the annotation of a GenBank genome assembly. Lineage: Eukaryota; Dinophyceae; Syndiniales; Amoebophryaceae.
AGGGAGAAUUGAGAAGAAUCUAUUCACUCUGAACAAGUGUUUCUGGUGCUGCGGACGAAGACCAUGCCAAUGUGCAUGGUUUCUUUACAUCACCUGCGGGCUCGCUUCCUUCCUCGCUCGUCUCUUGAUGAUCCAGGGUAGUCGUGGACAAUAAGGGUGUUCUUGUGGUCGUUUUGUCGGCGCGCCGAUGCAGCAGCGCUCGCGGUGUCACGGUGUGUUGCCGUGCUGCCUACUCCUGGUACCUUCUUCAGUCUUGUGGCCAUCGGCGAUAGUUCCAGCAACGGCUUCGAGCGGAACGCUUGAACGUUCGCGGCCGAGGCGCUUGUCGUAUCUCUCGUCGUUUUUCGCCGGUAAGCCGAAAGCGCCUGGUGAUCUUACCAAUUUGCUGGACAUAGCAACAGACGAUGACGAAGAAGCACUAGACGGACUUGGUGCAGCCGCAGGGACAACAGUGACCCGACCUCUCGCAGCCGCCCUGUUUCGGGGAGCGUCGGAUCGAAUCGAAGAUGAAGAGGACAUGGUCGACAACGCUGCUCAUGAUCAUGUCGGGUCUAUAUCAGUACCUGCUGCUCCUGCGGUGAAGAAGAAAAUGCAAAUGGGCAACAUUUCUGCCACUGAUGCCGCAUCGAAACAUCGCACAACGAAAACUCGUUCCGUGGAAAAUGCCAACGGGAAAAAAGCUAAAGCCGCUGUUCUCGUGCAGCGUUCGCGUCGCGGAUCGCACCAGACGGAGCACACAGAUCAUAAGACCCGCGGAAAGAAGAUUUCCAGUAGUAGCUCUUCGAAGAAGAAGUUUGAUUUCGACAAUGACGAGCGUACGAAGUGGUUUUUACGGCACAACCCGAUCUCGAACGGGGCGCUGAACUUACCGCCGGUGAAGGCCAGCGCCGCAAUCGUGGUGCCCGUACCGGUGGGGCACACCAAUAUUACGGCGGCGAAGGUGCACGACGACGUCAGUUCGGUGAACAUGUCCGCCCUGUCCCCUGAAGCUCGGAACCUGUUUGCGAACCCCAAGUACCCAAGACACCCGAAUCGGCGGGACGGGGCGGCCUUCCUGGACACGGUAACUGCGCUGUUCCUCUGCCUACUGGGGACCAUCUUCGUGCUCACCGCGCAGAUGGCGAUCGGCGACAAGGACUUUCGGGUGGCCGCGGUGCCGUUUUUCGUGCUGUGCUUCUUUAACCUCGUGUUUCUCGACCGGUUGGACAAGGUGGUGGAGACGCCGCUGGCCACGCUAGACCCGCCGCUCUCCGCGUCCGCGCCCGAACAGUGUCUCGAGCUCGGUGGCUACCUCCUGUUUGGUUCGGUCGUGGCGGGCGCGGACGUCUACUUGCAGUGCGAGAUAGCCAGGAGGGGAUUCGAGAAUGGUACAACGCCGGUUAUUGUUCUACCAUGCUUGCAUCUCGACAAUCCCACAACUUGAUCUACUUCCUUGGUUGCAAGAUAAAUGGAAAGGAAUAUUCGCCGUUGCAAUUCUGAGGAUAUGAAUGCGUAAUAGGUGUACUAUGUGGAAGAUAUUACUAGUGCAGCCGAUCAAAGAACCUUUUUUACAGGCGCAGCGGUCGCUUUUGCGAGCUGGCUGUUUUCGUUGCUCGUGCAGCUCUGGGGCGCGCAUUGGUGUUGGCUGGUUUCUUGGGGAAAGUGCAACAUUUUCCUGCAGUGGCGGGCAGGACUUUUCGCUGGUUUUUGCCUGUGUGGGCUUGCCGUGUACGGGUUUCUAUCCGUGGCCGGUCUGGGCUUGUACUGCAUGCAAAAGCGCUACAGCAAACUGUACGAGCAUGGAGAUCAUGACGAGGCAGAUAAUCUGAGCCUCGUUUCGCCGCGGCUCCCCUCCCAUCGCACCACGCCGUCAGUCCGAGACGCAAACCAGAUGACGCCCCGUUGGCCGGGGCACGAUGAGUAACUAGGAUGCUCCGAUUGAGAGUGCUAAUGUAUGUUUGUAUGAUAGGUAAAUGAAUUCAAGGAAGAGGUUCUAGAAGGCGCACGGGUGCGUUUUCGAAUAAUUCGUUUCAUAUUUUUUUAGGCCUGAGAAAGAUGGUGUGAGGCUGUUUCUCCCACUGAGAAUACAGCGAUUGAAGAAGCAAAUGCAUCAAGCGCGCACGUCAUUGCAUGCACUUCUAAAAAAAAGAAAUUCGAGGCGAGCUGCUGGAACUACUUCGCCUGUCCUUUCGGUUCUUUUUGUGGAUGCACAAGUCCACUUGCAGGUGCAUUCUUCUGUU